Cylindrotheca closterium is the source of this 402-nucleotide messenger RNA. NCBI's taxonomy places the organism in Eukaryota, Bacillariophyta, Bacillariophyceae, Bacillariales, Bacillariaceae. The record is from the annotation of a GenBank genome assembly.
AUGAAAGCUGAUUAUGAAGAGCACGACGCUAUUCUGAUCGCUCGUUGCAUGAUGCAGAUCAAGGCAAAGUUUGAUACUGAUGAAGGUCUGAACUUCAUUCAACAGGAUUACAUCAACCAAGGACUGAAGAAGUUUGGUGAUGAUGGAAAGGAUGCUGUGGAUAAGGAAUUGAGAAAAAUGCUCCUGAGAGAUUGUUUCACUCCUGAAUUUGUUAAAGACAUGACCGCGUCUGAGCGAAAGAAGCGAGAUUCGGGUGGACCUCAUGCGCACAAUCCAAAUGAUGAAUUCAGAGCUGCAGGCCAACAACAAGAGAGUGGGGAAAUUGGCCAUGGCCUAUGCAGAGCAGCACAACUUGAUCCCAAAAGGACAACAUGGGUCUCGCAAGCGUCACCAGGCCAUUGA